UCCCUCCCCACCUCCUCUCCUCUGUGUCUCCCUGACUGGAGUCCCACUGAGCGGCUCUCAAACUUCAGUGUCGAGCCCGAAAGCGGAGGACGAAGAGCCGGAGCCGACAGACAAACCGACAGACAGACAGUCAGACCCGCAACAAAACAGCACCAACAAGCCGCUUUCAUAUCUCCUUUUGUUUCCCCCCCAAAAAACGAUCAUCAAGCUUCGGUUUAAGGAUUUACGCGCAGCUCUCGGAGUUUGAUUUUGAUGAUUUUUCCUCCAUUGUUUGUCGAAGUUUCCGACUGUCACGUUUCAGUUACGGACCUUUAUCUCGACUAUCUGUGGGAUUAAUCGUUUUAAUUCAACACUGACAGAUAUAAACACUCAUCUGCUUCGUGUGUGCAGCUGUUUUUCGGAGUGUUUUCUCCUCUAAAGGAGCGCUAACGGUAAGGCAACAUUUGGACCACCAUGGGGAAAUAGCGGGGAUCUCUCUGCAACCGACCCCGUUGCUUUUUUGACUGCUUCAUGCUCAUUUUUUAAAGACAGAGCUCACUUUUUUGACUAGAAUAAUGAGCAUGGAUGGUUGUCCGUUGAAGGUGGUGAUUUUUCUGUGGUGUCUGCUGGUGAUUUCUGGCUCCAGCUUUGAGAUCGGCUCCUACGACCUGGAGCGAGGCAGACCGGCCAAGUGCGAGCCCAUCGUGAUCCCCAUGUGCGAGGGGAUCGGCUACAACCUGACCCGCAUGCCCAACUUCAUGGACCACGACGACCAGAAGGAGGCUGCCAUCAAGCUGAACGAGUUCGCCCCUCUGGUGGCUUAUGGCUGUGAUGUGCACCUCCGCUUCUUCCUCUGCUCCCUCUACGCCCCCAUGUGCACGGACAAAGUGUCGACCUCCAUCCCCGCCUGCAGACCCAUGUGUGAGCAGGCCAGGGAGAGGUGUGCACCCAUCAUGAAGAAGUUCAGCUACACCUGGCCGGACUCGCUGGACUGCUCCAAGCUGCCCACCAGAAACGACCCCAACGCUUUGUGCAUGGAGGCCCCCGAGAAUGAAACCAGAACUGAGGGCAAGAAAGGCGAAGGCAUGCUCCCGGUGGCCCCUCGCCCCAGGCAGCCGGGCACCAGCAGCGGACGCUCACCGGGCAGCAUCGGCUCGUGUGAGAACCCAGACAAGUUCCAGUUUGUGGACAAGAGCCAGUCGUGUGCUCCGCGCUGCUCCCCCGCCGUGGAUGUCUUCUGGUCCAGGCAGGACAAGGACUUUGCCUUCAUUUGGAUGACAGUGUGGUCCAUCCUGUGCUUCAUCUCCACUGCCUUCACCGUCCUGACCUUCCUCCUGGAGCCGCACCGCUUCCAGUAUCCCGAGAGGCCCAUCAUCUUCCUCUCCAUGUGCUACAACGUCUACUCUGUGGCCUUCAUCAUCCGCUCGGUGGCUGGGGCUGAGAACAUCGCCUGCGACCGAGAACACGGCGAGCUGUACAUCAUCCAGGAAGGGCUGGAGUCCACAGGCUGCACCAUCGUCUUCCUCAUCCUCUACUACUUUGGCAUGGCCUCCUCUAUCUGGUGGGUCAUCCUCACCCUCACCUGGUUCCUGGCAGCGGGGAAGAAGUGGGGCCAUGAGGCCAUCGAAGCUCACAGCAACUACUUCCACAUGGCCGCUUGGGGUAUCCCCGCUCUGAAGACCAUCAUCAUCCUGACAAUGAGGAAGGUGGCAGGGGACGAGCUGACAGGGCUUUGCUACGUAGGGAGCAUGGACUCGGGGGCGCUCACCGGGUUCGUCCUCAUCCCUCUCUCCUGCUACCUGGUCAUCGGCACCUCCUUCAUCCUCACCGGCUUCGUGGCUCUCUUCCACAUCCGGAAGGUGAUGAAGACCGAAGGCACCAACACGGAGAAGCUGGAGAAGCUCAUGGUGAAAAUCGGCAUCUACUCCAUCCUCUACACGGUGCCGGCCACCUGCGUCAUCGUCUGCUACUUUUACGAGAGGCUCAACAUGGACUACUGGAAGCUGAGGGGGCUGCAGAUGAAGUGCGGCUCGUUCAGCGGUCACAGCAGCGACUGUUCGCUGCAGACGUCCGUGCCAACCGUGGCCGUCUUCAUGCUGAAGAUCUUCAUGUCGCUGGUGGUGGGCAUCACCAGUGGCGUGUGGGUGUGGAGCUCUAAGACCUUGCAGACCUGGCAGGGCCUGUGCAGCAGGAAGCUGACGGACAGGACUAGUAGCAGGAAACCCUGCAGCGGCGUGAGCUGCGGCAGCACGCACUGCCACUACAAAUCUCCUGCUGUGGUCCUGCACAUGGCCAAGACUGACCUGCACUCAGACAAUCCUACACACGUCUGAGACAGAGCGUGCACUGACACACACACACACACACACAUACAUACUGCCAAAUGCAAACACAUUCACUGACACACACACUCAAACACACACACACACACCUAUGCCCUGUGUAAGGAGCUGCUAAAAAAAACACUUUAUAAGAAGAAGAGUGGUUGAAUUGAACUGUCAGUUACUCCUCUGCUGCUGCCAAGGGACACGCAGGUACAGGAUGAGAAACUAUCCAUAAACAGUAUUCAAUGCAUAAAGGGAAAUGUUCAGUAUUGUUACCCAUAUUUUUCUGUUCCUUAGUGUUCUGUGCAGUAGACAUGCCCAGUGUUGCAAAGCAAAAAAAAUACAAAAAAUGGGAGGCAUCUUGGGAAAUAUUCUCCUCCAUGAAAGUGGCAUGAUUAGCUGUAUAAAUCUGUAUAAAUGUUUUAUUUAUUGUAAAUAUAUUUAAUUUAAGUUCACCUUGGCUCUUACCAGAUUAUUGUUGUUUAGAUGCAUUUAUUAAAGGUCAAGGGAAAUAAGGUGCCUUUUAUGAAGAACUCUUCUGGUUCUGGCCUUUUGGAGGAUAAUAAAUUUGUGGAAUUCAUGUUGAACUCUC
Messenger RNA from Thunnus maccoyii (southern bluefin tuna), 2895 nucleotides. It is a transcript of the gene fzd9b, whose product is annotated as frizzled class receptor 9b. Gene Ontology annotation, molecular function: Wnt-protein binding; Wnt receptor activity. The coding region runs from base 555 to 2312 and encodes 585 amino acids. The transcript has a single exon. The record is from RefSeq and is a predicted model, not a curated record. Gene Ontology annotation, biological process: non-canonical Wnt signaling pathway; canonical Wnt signaling pathway. Gene Ontology annotation, cellular component: plasma membrane. NCBI's taxonomy places the organism in Eukaryota, Metazoa, Chordata, Actinopteri, Scombriformes, Scombridae.